Pollicipes pollicipes is the source of this 11271-nucleotide messenger RNA. RefSeq lists its product as uncharacterized. The record is from RefSeq and is a predicted model, not a curated record. Gene Ontology annotation, biological process: detection of mechanical stimulus. Gene Ontology annotation, molecular function: protein binding; calcium ion binding; calcium channel activity. Gene Ontology annotation, cellular component: membrane. NCBI's taxonomy places the organism in Eukaryota, Metazoa, Arthropoda, Thecostraca, Pollicipedomorpha, Pollicipedidae.
AUGUUUGGCGACUCAUUCUGCCCGUCCGAGUUCCGGCGCACCGGCUCCAGCUGCGUGCGCGACUCGCCGGACCAGGCCACAUUCGAGGAGGCCCGCGCCGCCUGUGAGAGGCUCAGCGCCGUGCUGUACGAGCCGCGCGAGCCGGGUCUCUUCGCCGAUAUAGCGACUGACGCCGUCGAAGCCGAGCACUGGGUCGGCAUGAAGGAGCUGGGCCCGGGUGACUUCCGGAUGGUGUCGGACGGCAGCAAGCCGCUCUUCAACUUCUUCCCCAGCGGCAGCUCGCGGGGCCCGGUGACCGAGGCCGAGCCGUCCGGUGCCUGCGUCCAGAGGAAGACCAACGGAGAGUUGGUGGUGGCAAACUGUGAUGACAGAAAGUACUACUUCUGCCUCCACAAGCCACAGCCACUCUGCCCGGCCGGGUUCCUCUCGUUCGGCGAGACGUCCGACUGUCUCUACAUGGUGGAAGAGCAAGCGGUGGCGCAGGCUGAGGCCCAGCAGCGCUGCGCCGCCGUCGGCGCCACCCUGGCCGAACUCCGCGACGACAACAUGCUCUCCAGCUACGAAAGCUGGAGGAACAAGGAGGUGUCGCUCUGGAUGGGCGUCACCGACAAGGCGGAGAACAACAUGUUCACCACUGGCGAGGGCGUGGCACCGAGUCUACUGCCCUGGUCUUCUGGGGAGGGCACAGGCGAUCAGCUCGGCUGCAGCACCCUCCGUGCCACCGCCAUGUCCGACGUCACGUGCAACGCUGACCAGGCCGAGGGCUACAUGUGCCUGCACAGAGCCGAGGGCUACAUGUGCCUGCACAGAGCUGGCUGGGAUAAGUGCCCUGCGGGCUUCCUGGAACUCGGCGGCCGCUGCUACCACUAUAACCCCACGGUGGCAAACUACGACGACGCUAGCGCCGCCUGUCGGACAAUGGCGUCAUCGCUGGCGGCCAUCGACACAGACACCACGGCGCGGCUGCUGUCCUCCACCGUGCUGGGGAGCGACCCAUCCUACCAGUGGCUGAUCGGUCUCAAGCACAACAGCCUGAACGGCAUGUGGGAGAACUGGGACGAGACCAACCCGGCAGACGGCAUCUGGGACUCGGAGCCGGGUGACCAGGGCUGUGCCGUGCUGGCCAACUCGAACGGGUUGCAACUGCUCACGCCCGUCCAAUGCCAGGAGUCGUACAAGUUCAUCUGCCAGUGGCAGCCCGAUUUGGUGAGCUCCGUUGUGCCGGAGAUCGACCCCGAAGGUGCCUGCUUCAACGACGACCCGUACCCACUCGGCCCCGACUUCAGUGUGUCGCCUGGCGACUACGAUCCUUCCAGCGUCAACUCGGAAAUGUGCAAGCACCGCUGCCAAACGCUCAAAUUCAUGUACGCUGGCGUGAAGAAUGGCAUGUUCUGCUUCUGCAGCAACGUUCUGCGCAUCGAGCGCGUGGCCGCCAGCAACUGCGACGUGCCGUGCACUGACGUCGCUGCCGGCGGAACGUGCGGCGGGAGCGAUAACUACGUCCAGGUGUACCGCACGGGGGGCACGGCGGAGAUAACCGGGCCCUCAAUCGUGGCGGAGCAGACCACCAUGCAGCCGGUGGACACCGAGUUCACAUUCACGGCCGGCGUGGAGGCCGGAGAGCAGGUCCUCAUCUCGUACGACUUCGGUGACGGCUCUGACGUCACGCUGCCGUCGAUGGAGGCGACGACGGCCGCCUACAAAUACAGCAUGCCGGGCACGUACACGGUCACCGCCAUCUUCACCGACGUCCCAAAGGUGGCCAAGGCGAAGUACCAGUCGACCACGGUGACGGUGGGGGAAGAGGUGGGCCAGGUGGAGCUGGACUGUCCGGACGUGGUGGAGCCCGGGGACGAGGUUCAGUGCCAGCUCUGGCUGGUCACCGGCUCCAGCCUGACGCUGACCCUGCACAUGGACAAGACGACCAGCGAAGCUCAGGUGUACAGCCUGCCCGACCCGACGGUGCGCGCCAUCGGCCUGACGCCUCCGCAGCUGCCUACUGCGGACCUGCGCGCCGAAGCGCCCACCUUCGAGCUGGGGCGGUACACGGCACCGGAGCCGGCUGGCCGCCGCCGCAAACGCAGCCCUGCAAGCUGGAGCUCCUUCUCAUCUACGGUAUCCAAAACCUGGUCGAGCAUAACCAGCUCUUCCAGUUCGACAAGCAUCACUUCAUUCAGCAGCUCUUCGUCCAGCAGCUCUUCGUCCAGCAGCUCUUCGUCAAGCACCUCUUGGUCCAGCAGCUCUUGGUCCAGCAGCUCUUCAUCCAGCAAAACUUCGUCCAGCAGCUCUUCGUCCAGCAGCUCUUCGUCCAGUAGUUCUUCGUCCAGCAGCUCUUCAUCCAGCAGCUCCUCGUCUGACAGCUCUUCGGCAUCAGGAGGCUCUAAAUUCUCAUCUAGAACCUCCGCGAAGGACAGCACCUACUCCAGCAACCCCAAAGGCCCGGGGGCGGCGGUCAGCGCGGCCUCCGGCGGUCCCGCUCAGUCGGGCGUUGCAGGUGAAACGUACGAGGCAACGGCAGUCAUCAUGCCUUGGGCGAAGGUUACCGACCGCUCCGUUCUGGUUGGAUUCGAGUAUUAUGCUACAAAAGCCGGGGGCCUGAAGCUGAUGGUGUUCCGGCCCGACUGCCCUGGCAGCUACUGCCACUCGUCCGGCAAGUGUGACGACGCGCUCUGCGACGACGUCGACCAGCUGACGGUGGCGUGCGAGGCGUCCGACCCCUUCUACUCGCAGAGACGCCAGUGCGAGGCCUCGGUGUGUGGCGCCGGCGGCAGCGCACUGGGCUGGCGCGACACGCGACCUGGCGAAGAGAGCGACGUGGGCUCGGUGAGCAGCACCGGCUCGGACGGCGGCUCGUCGGGCACGCUGCAGGCGCGCCACUACCUGCGCGCCAUCGUCUCGUCGCCCGUCCAGCUCACCAUCAACCACACCUACGACGAGAUCGGCGCGUAUGAGAUGUUCGCCAGCAUCGUGUCCGAGGGUGACAUCGCGUCGGAGACCAGCGCUGGAGAGGCCAUCGACGUUCAGGUUCCCAUCAAGAAAUUCCGCGUGACCAUUGACCCAGAGCACGUGACCACCAAUAACAAGACCAACAUCACCGUCUACAUCGACGCCGGCAGCUACGUCACCGUCAGCUUCCAGUUCGGCGAGGCGCACUUGGGCGGCAAGGACGAGACGGAGCAAGCAGAGAACAUCGAGAAGGACGCGUGGUCGCACAUCUACUGGUACCGGCGCGGUGAUCCCGGGCCGCGUUACGUCAUCAUCACGGCCAGCAACGAAUGGAGCACCGAGGAGUUCCGGCACACGCUGUACGUGCAGAGGCCCGUCACCGACAAGUGGUUCCUGCUCGACAACGCUCCUGUGCUCUGGCCCGUGCCGGGCGACGUGAACUACACGGUGGUGUACCCGGCGAACCUGCUUCUGCCGACCAUGGCGUCAGCCCAGCUGUUCACCGGUGACGGAUACGUCAUUGAGUGGGAGAUACCCGAAGAGAGGGAGGCCGACACUAUUUACGAGGUUGGGUACAACAGGACGUAUGCGGAGGAGGGCACUUACCGCGCGAAGCUGCGCGUCUACAACCUGGCCUCAGAGUUCGAGAUGACCAAUCGGGUGCCAGUGUGGGCAGAAAUCAAGAACCUCUCCACCAGCGCCUAUUAUCUGCCAUUCCUGCCCAUCGGUGGCGACACCUACAUGCCGGGGCAGGGUCCAGAGUUCGACUCGUUCCCCAUUGAGAGGAACGUCUCUUUCUUCCUCAAUAUGACGCAAGGAACCAUCUUCCAAUAUCUUCUGGAGAUGGAUAAUGGAACAUUCCUCACCAACUCUUCUACCUCCCCGGUCGACUACAUGUUCCCCGAGCCAGGCACGUAUUCAGUGAGCCUGUAUGGAUGGAAUCCUCUGCAAGGCCGCUCCAUGCCCGUCAACUUGACCGUAAAAGUGCUGGAGUCGGCCGUCAAUGCCAUCAUCGACGACUACCUGCUAGUGUCAGAAGCCAAGUCUAACAAGGAUUUCGAGAUCCGAAUGGCGUCGGUCGGGACGUACGCCUGCCUCAUCUGGAACCCUGGCGACGGCUCCAAACUGCACGGAUUCGGGGACCGCGACACAUGCCACGAUGAGUACUCGCCGGGCAGCUAUAUAUACGGAGGACAGAUCUUGAACCCCAUGCCCCUCAGCUGGACCUACAUGAGGAAGGGCCAGUACCGGAUGAGUGUGCACGCCUUCAACUUCCUGUCGUCGUCGCGGAACGAGCUGCCGUUCACGGUGUCGUCGAUCCCGUGCCGGCCGCCGGACCUGAUGGUGCGGGAUAACUCCACCGAGUUCUGGAUGCCCAAGGAGUUCUACAGGAAGGACCCAGUACAGCUGGUCACUGUGUGCGCCAUCGACUGCAACGCCUCGCUGGACACGUCCAAGACGUGGCGGGCCGCCAUGAUCAACGAAUCGUGGGGGACAGAGAUGGGUGAUGUGGAUCUAACUUCAUUGGACUCGGCUGUAAAGUCGAUUCUCUUCAUACCGGCAAGAUUCUUAGAGUAUGGAACGUACAGAUUCACCUACUCUCUACAGAUAUCGGGCGAGGGUAUGGACCCCUCGCAGCCGUUCAUCAAGAGGGUGUUCACGUUCAUCCGCAUCAAGAGGUCGCCUCUGAUCGUCACCAUGGUCGCCGGUGGCAGCUCCGUCAUAUCCAGAGGCUACAAUCAGAUGGUGCUCUUAGAGCCCGAAAAGUUCUCCAUGGAUCCUGACUAUCCGGAUGACAAGGACCUGGAGUACUGGUGGUUCUGCCGGCGGCUGGAGGCGGAGGAGGAGCUGCCCCGCACUCGGUCCGGCUGGUACCUGCGCACCGAGCCGCUGCAGGACCCCAUCAUGAACGCCACUGUCGAGCUGUACGACUGGGUGUACGACAACGUCACUAACGCCACCUACGAGGUGGAGAAGCCCGACCUGGGCGGCUGCUUCGGCCAGGGACCAGGCAUGCUGAACAUCCAAGGCGGGAUCCUGGAACUGAACACGAUGCAGUUUCGCACGACUAACGUCACGUACGAGAUCAGCGUACAAAUGCGGAAGCGGGACGCGUCGGACACGCGCAAGGCCAUCGGCACCGUGCUGGUGGACGUGGUGCCCGGCUCACCGCCCAUCGUCAGCGUCAAGUGUCAGGUGGCGGACAUGUGUCGGGUCACGGACAAGGGCUCUAUCAUAAACCCGAGUUCUCGCGUGGCGCUAGUUGGCGUCUGCGAGGAGCUCUGCGAUGGUAUGCUCCGCUGGGACUGGAAACUAUACUACGUCAGGAACUUUACAGAGUACCGCAUCCGAGACGGCGAGAAGUACAUCAUCGGCACUGGCAAGCCGCAGGUGGCCAUCAAGAAGGCGCUCUUCUCGGACUACCCGGACAUCGUGGAGUUCCGAGCCAAGAUGGGCGUCAGCAGGGUGUUUGACGACGAGACUGGUGUGGCCGUGAUGUACCUGCUGCUGAACCAGGCGCCGACCGGCGGCACCUGCAUCGUGCAGCCGCCAGAGGGCCGCGUCGUCAACCUGCGAGCGGACGGCGGCCAGACCGGGAACGACACAGCCUCGCUGGCGGCGAGCCUCCCCACACCGGGACGGGCGCUCGUCGAGGACUGGUACAUCGAGUGCGCCGACUUCAAGGACCCCGACGGCGACAAGAUUGGAAAAUAUGUCUUCUUCAUUAAGGACAUCACAGAGGGCUUUACCAGAAUCCUCAAAUUCGGAAAAGACCGAAAAGAUCGCUUUGUCUUCCCUUACGGUGUCUGGGAGAUGUACGUCACAAUCUUCGACAACUUCGACGCAUCAAGGGACAUCCUAAUUGACGUGAUCAUGACCUCCACCCCGACCAAGGGCGAGUACGCCGCCUGGGAGGCCAAGAAGACGGUGGCACGCGCUAUGGGCGAGGGUGACCAGGCGCGACUCAGCCAGCUGCUGCAGGCGCGCUCCUCCCUGGAGGAGAUCGAGCUACCCGACGACCCGACGGAGACCCUCACCACCACGCCGGCGUACGACUACUACGAGGAGGGCGUCGAGGCCGAGACCAUGGACCCCGAGGAGCUGGCCGAGAUCAUGGCCGAGCAGGAGCGGCAGCGGCUCGAUCUGCUUAACUCCAAGGCCAACGAGAACAGGGCGAUGCUGCAGCAGGUGGAGAACCUCAACCAGAACACGUUGGACGACUGCACGCUGGUACUCGGCACCACGGGAGCCAUCGUGGGCGACGGCAAGGCUGUCGACACGGCUGGAAAGGACGCCGCCAUCCAGGCGGUGGGGGGCACCUGCCUGCAGAGCGUGCUGCUCAACUCUACCCUCAACGACCCCAAGCAGGCCGAGGGAAUGGUCACCAGCAACUUAGGCACGGUGACCGCCGUCGGAAAGGGCAUCGACAACACAAACCUGAACGGUGAGGUGGUGCCCUCUGACAUGGUGGAGGCCCGCCGGCGGCGCGGGCUCGACUACGAGGAGUACGAGCUCUGUGAAGAGGGUGAGGAGGGGGAGGAGGUAAUACCGACUCCCGAAGAGGAGGACGAGGACGCGGUACCCUGCAAGACGGCCACCGAGCUCGCACUGCUGCGACAGAAAAAGAACGCCGCCAGUCAAGUGCCCACCAUGAUGGAGUCGGUCAAGUCGAUGCAGGACAAGUUGCUGUCGAUCGCGCUGCCUGGAGAGGAUCCGUUCACCCUGAAGACUCCGGAUGGCUUGGAGAUGACGCUAGUCAUGAUGGAAGGCUGGCAGCUGGAAGGGUACCAACUGGACCUGGGCGAGGGCAGCUACCAGUUCCCGUCGCUAUGCGCCGUGCUGCACGUCGAGCAGAACUGCAGCGAGGCCUACAACAUGACCGUCGGGCUGCAGGCUAUCAACUGGCCCACACUACUCUACUCGUAUGGCGAGGGGACAGACUCGGUCAGCAAGGACAGCAAGAACAUGCAGCUGAAGCUGGUGCAGCGCGUCGGCACCACCGACCUGGAGCAGUUGCCCGUCUACGACCUGCCCAGCAACCAGCGCAUCCAGAUCCGUGUUCCGCGCGGCAAGAAGGGAUCCAAGCCGGUCCUGCCUGACCCGACGUUCGUGGAGCCACUGCCCAACUCAAAGGAGAUCAUGAUGUACCAUUCGGUGAACAUCACGCGCCAGGACGUCUCCAUCAACAUCGAGGUGUCGGUGUCCAGGCCUGACGCCCAGCUGGUGGUCUUCAUGAAGCGCGGCAUCAAGCCCAACCUCACCCACUACGACUGGGUCUGGAAGGUCCAGCUGCCCACCAACUUCACUGUGGACGUUUCCCAAGAGCCCAUGGAAGAACCAAUACCAAUCACAACAGCAGUUCCAUUAACUACAAUCCGAGUGCCGGCCUGUGAGGAGCUGGAGGGAGUGAACAGCACGUACGGCACUAACGAAACCUGCAUCCCGGGCGGCAUCACCGAACCUGCCGUGCUGUGCGAGGAGGACCUCAUGACGUUCGGCUCGACCACGCCGGCUCCGUGGCCGCCCUCCUCAACCGUCACGGCGGGCCAGCUGAGCGCCAGCACCACCACCGAGUGGUACGACGGCAACGGCACCGGGGGGUACAACGGCACCACGCCCGCACGGCCCUGCACGCCGGUGGUGGUGACGGCACCACCCACCGAGGAAGGCAUCCCGACAGCCGAGCCGGUCGUGCCCACCAAGUACAUCUCCGAGUACGUCCGGCUCAAAGUCGUGCCUAACCGCGCCCUGGAGCCAUACGACCCUUACGGUAACGACACGCUGCUGUACUCGUACCCGCUGUACGACAUUUUUGUGCCGGACUCGUACGUGCUCAACAUGACCGGGGAGUACUGGAUCGGGGUGGCCGAGUUCUCCAACACCACAGAUGACGAGGUGUUCUUCGAAGACCCGUCGGCAACGAACCUGACGUGGGCCAACAUGACCAACGUCUACUCCACCAACUACACGCUUCGUGUGUACACCUCUGGCUGUCUCUUCUACAAUACCAUCUCCGACGUGUGGGAGAGCGACGGCUGCACGGUCACAGACUCCAACUACCGAGCCACGAUCUGUACCUGCAACCAUCUGACCUCGUUCGGCUCCGGAUUCUUCGUCAUGCCGAACGCCAUCGACUUUGAAUAUGUGUUUGCCAACGCAAGCUUUGAAGACAACCUGUCAAUAUAUCUGACGCUCAUCAUCUCGUUCUUUAUCUACCUGGUGCUCAUGUUCUGGGCGCGGUGGAAAGACAAGAAGGACCUGGAGAAGAUCGGCGCCACACCACUUCCGGACAACAACCCCAAUCACAAGUACCUGUACGAGAUCCUGAUCAUCACCGGGAACAAGACGAACUCGGAGUGCGACAGCAAGGUGCAGUUCAUCCUGUCGGGCGAGCGGGACGAGACAGACGUGCGCACCCUGGCCGACCCGCAGCGGCCCAUCCUGCGCCGCUCCGGCACGGACAGCUUCGUCAUGGCCGUGCCGCGGCCGCUCGGCCAGCUCAACUACCUGCGCAUCUGGCACGACAACUCGGGCAAGGGCGGCGCCGCCUCCUGGUACCUCAACUUCCUCGUGGUGCGUGACGUGCAGACCGGCGAGAAGUCGCAGUUCAUCGCCAACAAGUGGUUCGCCGUGGAGGAGGGCGAUGGACAGAUUGACCGUCUGCUGCCGGUAGCCGGCCGAGAACAGAUGCUUGAGUUCCAGCACCUCUUCAACACCACAUCGCGCAAGAACCUGUCGGACGGCCACCUCUGGUUCUCAGUGUUCAUGCGGCCACCGCGCAGCCGCUUCACGCGUGUGCAGCGCGUCUCCGCCUGCAUGGCGCUGCUCUAUCUCUCGAUGCUGGUGAACGCCAUGUGGUACGGCCUGGUGCCCGACCAGCCUGGGUCCAGCGCCAUCGCUUUUGGCCCCUUCUCCUUCAGCCCCGAACAGAUCGGCGUGGGUGUCAUGGCCAACCUCAUCGUCUUCCCGCCGUCCUUCCUGAUCGUGCUGCUCUUCAGGAAGUCGCGGCCACGCCGCCUCAAGGAGAACAGGGUGGAGAAGGCCAUGACCGAGCAGCGUGCGAGGCAGCGGAAGGAAGGCAAGUUCCCGGAGGCGGACGAACAGUCCGCCGCGCCCAAAAGUGCACCGCCUCGGGCUGUCGACCUCGCGGACCGGGACGGUGACGACGAAAGCCUGGCGGAGUCUACCGCCCUCGAAAAACGUCCCGAGAGGAAGAAGCCGUUCUCCUUGCCCUGGUGGUGCGUGUACUUCGGUUGGCUCCUGACCUUCGGCAGCAUGGGCGCCUCCAUUUUCUUCCUCUGGGCUUACGGCAUUACCUUUGGCAACGAGAAGACCACCAAGUGGCUCACCUCCCUGAUGAUCUCCUUCUUCUCGUCUGUGCUCUUCACCCAGCCUAUUAAGGUGAUGCUGACGGCCUUGCUGGUGUCGGCGAUCUGCAAGAAGCUGGACAACGGCCAUGACGACAUCGAUGACGACGAGGAGGACCCGGCUCUGCUCAACGACGAGGAGUGGCUCUACGCGCCACGCAAGAAGAAGCAGCAGCGUAAGGUGGAGUACACACCGGUGGACCCGGCGAAGAUCGAGGCGGCCAAGCGAGAGCGGCAGAAGGAGGUGAAGAUGUGGGACAUCAUCCAGGAGAUGGCCGCUUACGCCUUCUUCCUCUGGAUCUUGCUGGUGCUCAGCUACGGCUCGCGCGACCCCAACGCCUUCCUCAUCCGGGCGGCGCUCGAAAACAAUUUCCUUCGGCCCAACGACCCGUGGCUGUCGUUCAGCGCGGUGCGGAACGAAACUCGCUUCUGGAACUGGACGAGGUCGGUGAUGAUUCCCGAGCUUAAGAUCGGACCCGGCUACGCCGGGGAGAAGCCCAAGAGAAAGGAGAAGAACCUGAUCACAGACCGAGUCCAUCUGCUGAUGGGCAACGGCGUGAUGCGACAAGUUCGCAUUCGUGAGAAGAACACGUGCCGCGUGCCGAAGGUGAUGCGCAACAUCACGCGGGAGUGCCACAAGUUCGGGUCGCUGUUGUACGAGGAGAAGCGUGACUUCGGCCUGGGCUGGGACGAGACUCUGGCCACCCGGCGACCGUUCAACCUCAAGGAGUACCGCUACCGCUCCAGCUCCAGCCUGGACUCGUACCCGUUCUGGGGCGACUUGGGCUGGUACGGCGGUGGUGGGUACGUCGUGGACCUGAAGGGCAGCAGAGCGCGGCUGAUCAGCGAAAUGUGGCGGCUUCAGUCCAACGGCUGGAUAGACAAGCGCACCCGGGCCGUCUUCGUCGAGUUCUCGCUGUUCAACGCUCAGGUCAACCUGUUCGUCGGCUGCACAAUCGUGGCUGAGCUCAGUCCAGACGGCGGUAUCGUGCCGUUCUUCAAGUUCGAGCCGGUUCGCCUGCUCAACUACCACUCUGGCUUCGGUCUGUUCGUGCUCAUCUGCGAUGUGACCUUCGUGGGCUUUAUAAUAUACUAUACAGUGCGUGAAGUCAAGAGGGCCCGCAAGCAGAAGAAGCAGUACAUGAGCGAUCCUUGGAACUACCUGGAGCUGGGGGUCAUCGUUCUGGGCUACACAGCUAUUGUAUUCUACCUGUACAGAAUGUUUCUGGCGAGCAAAAUCGUCGAUACCUACAGAACACGAGGAAGAGGCUACAUCAAGCUACAAUAUGUUACCUACCUUGACGAGGUAUUCGGCUACAUGAUUGGCUUCCUGGUCUUCUUUGGGACACUCAAGUUCAUCAAGCUCCUGAGGUUCAACAAGCGAAUGGGAUUCCUGACGUCCACUCUGAAGCAUGCGCUGGAGACCUGUCGUUUCCACUUCAGAGAGAUACAGCAUGCAAACGCUAUUCUUGGACCGAUCAUGUUCUUCAUAUUUACCAUUUCUAUGACCUGCGUCUUCAUCAACAUCUUCCUGACCAUCAUCAUCAGGAGCUUCCAGGCGGUCAAAUUGGACCUGAUGAAGCAGAAUGAGUACGAGGUGAUCGACUUUUUGGUGAACCGCCUGAAGAUGCUCACCGGCAUUGGCCAGCCCAAGCUGAACUCGGUCGGGCCUCUGGCUCCCACGGACGAAGACGAGCGGAAACAAGAUCCGUCACAGCAGUUCCCAGAGAAAGUUGAUCAACUACUCAACUACGUCAACGACUUCUAUUUCGCUGGGAAGAUGGACUUGGACAAUAAGUCGUGGCUGAAAAAAGACAAUUGCGUCGGACAAGAACAGCAAGGAGCGGCUUGCGGAGGGGUCCGCUGGGGCUGCGACAGCUCCGGCCGGCGCUGCGCAAGGAAUUACGUCCCGCCCGAGGAGCUGACCGAGGAGCAGGAGCAGAUCGCGGACAUCUAG